AUGAGAACAUAUGUGGAGAGUUUGUGGGUUUUUGGUCUAGCUUCUAAAUAUAAAUCCUUCACUUCCCUAAACUCCAUAUUUGUUGCAUUACUCUUUGUAAUAGCAUGGUUAUUCUUGAAUUUGGUUUUUUGGGCACACCCGGGCGGUCCUGCUUGGGGCAAGCAUAAAUGGAGAAAAUCAAAAACCAAUUCAAAAACUAUACCCGGUCCAAGAGGUGUUCCUAUUAUCGGCAGCAUGAAACUCAUGGCCGGUUUAGCACACCGGAAAAUUGCGGCCACAGCAGAAACUUGUCAAGCCAACGCAGACUACCGCAAAUCGGAACCGGAAACAAGAGUGAUAGUUACAUGCAAACCAGAUGUAGCAAAAGAGAUUUUGAACAGUUCAGUUUUUGCUGAUCGUCCUGUAAAAGAAUCUGCAUACAAUCUUAUGUUCAACAGAGCUAUUGGAUUUGCUUCCUAUGGUGUUUACUGGCGAACCCUCAGAAGAAUCGCCACUACACAUCUGUUUUCUCCUAAACAAAUUAAAGCUUCCGAAUCUCAGAGAUUUGAAAUUGCUAAUCAGAUGGUGGCAAUGUUUAAUGCACAAAAAGAUGAUACUAUUCGUGUUAAGGAUGCAUUGAAAUUAGCUUCUCUUAAUAACAUGAUGUGCUCUGUGUUUGGACGAAAAUACAGUCUCGAAUCUUACAAUUCUGAGUUAAGAAUACUGGUUGAUGAAGGGUACCAGCUAUUGGGUACAGUCAAUUGGUCCGAUCACCUUCCUUGGUUGGCUGAUUUUGACGUACAAAACAUCAGAUUCCGGUGCUCCAAGCUCGUGCCUAAAGUAAAUUCCUUCGUCCGUCGUAUUAUUGAUGAACACAAGGCUGAAACCACCAAACUCCACCGUGAUUUUGUCGAUGUUUUGCUCUCUCUAAAUGGUUCUGAUAAAUUAUCCGACUCCGAUAUGAUCGCCGUACUCUGGGAAAUGAUAUUUAGAGGCACGGAUACUGUGGCAGUGUUGAUAGAAUGGAUACUAGCCAGAAUGGUGAUGCACCCUGAUGUUCAAUCAAGGGUUCAUAAUGAGCUGGACAAGGUUGUCGGAAAGUCACGUGCGCUGGCAGAGUCUGAUUUAACGGAAAUGGUGUAUUUACAUGCGGUAGUAAAGGAAGUAUUAAGAUUACACCCACCGGGCCCACUCCUAUCCUGGUCACGUUUAGCGAUAACGGACUCGACCGUCGACGGCUAUCACGUGCCAAAGGGUACCACUGCAAUGGUAAACAUGUGGGCCAUCAUGAGGGACCCAGAGGUUUGGGUGGACCCACUGGAAUUUAAGCCUGAGAGGUUUAUGAAUGAGGGUGAGCAUAUGGAUGUGUGUGUUUUGGGGUCAGAUUUGAGGCUUGCACCGUUUGGGUCAGGUCGGAGGGCCUGCCCUGGUAAGACCUUUGGCCUAACCACGGUUACAUUUUGGGUUGCUUCGCUUUUGCAUGAAUUCGAGUUUAUGCCUUGCAAUGAAAUGAGUGUGGACUUGUCUGAGGUGCUCAAGCUCUCUUGUGAAAUGGUUAACCCGUUAUCGGUUAGGGCCCGACCCAGGAGGGUUCCCCUCUCAAGUUCAGUUUGUUAG
Molecule: messenger RNA, 1596 nt
Organism: Fraxinus pennsylvanica
Lineage: Eukaryota; Viridiplantae; Streptophyta; Magnoliopsida; Lamiales; Oleaceae
Source: the annotation of a GenBank genome assembly